GAAAAAAUAUAUAUAUAUUAUAGUAACUGUUUCUAUAAAUUUCUUACGAAUAUGAGAUACUAGAUAUCAUUUAAUAAAAAUUAAACCUUAAUUGAUCAUGCAUGUUAUGAAAAGCCAAUCUCUUUUACUAUGCCAAUUACACGAAAUUUGCUAAAAUGCAUGGUGUGGUUAGUGAUAAUAUGAUAGCAGUGGAUGGUCAAUGGUGGAUUACGCUAUGGUUAGAAUGAUUGCAUGAAUCAACGGUGGAGAUUCCCUGAGUGAGAAGGCUAGAUGGAACAGCGUGCUAACGUGACUCCAAUAUAGAAGAAGAGAGCCACACUUCCUUUUCCACCAUUGACAUUCUCUGACUAUUUCCUCGGCAUUUGGCAACCUCUGCAAACUCCUUCUCUCUCUUUAACUCUGCAAAGGGUAAAGUAAAGACUUCAUUCAAUCACAAAUCACAAUUGCAUUUCCAGAGAAAACUUGAACCUUCUUCACAUGUCGUCGGACAUAAGCUAGAUUAUUAGCCACCCUUUUUCUUCCUUCCUUUAACUCAACCUUCUUCAAUCUUCACACACCCCUUUUAGAAUAUAACAAGGUUUAUUUGUCAUUCAAUGGCUAGUUGCUUGAUUUGUUGUUGUGUCAUUAAGUCUAGUGUUGCAGUUGUAGCGUUAAGUGUGGUUGUGUUUUAGUGAGGGAAAAAAGAAAGAAAGUUGGAAGCUUUGGUUGGUGGGGUGGUGGGAAUUGUCAUGGGUGCGGAUCGUCUGAUACUGCCAACAGUUGGACCGCCAUUAAAACGGCGAGCAGGGUUGCGGAGGAAGCAGGCUGGAAGAGGGUCCUACAGAGGGAGCUAGGUGUGAGUGAGUGAGUGUGUUUUUGGAGGAUUCAAAUUCUCGGGGGUGCCUUCGGGGUGUUAAAAGUUUCUGACUUGUUAGGGGGGGGACAACAUGGGUACCAACUUGCACCAAGUACUCGGAAGCCUCUGUUUGAAUACUCACUGGAACUACGCCAUCUUUUGGAAGCUCAAACAUCGUGCUCGAAUGAUCUUGACAUGGGAGGAUGCAUAUUAUAACAAUCCUGAUGAUUUCGACUCUUCAGAAAAUAAACACUGCCAGAAGACCUUGGAACAGAUUGGUUGUGGGAAAUUUUCACACAGUGCAUUAGGGUUAGCGGUGGCUAAGAUGUCAUAUCAUGCAUAUUCAUUAGGAGAAGGUAUUGUUGGACAGGUAGCUGUUACUGGAAAACAUAGGUGGAUCUGUGCAGAUAAUCAAGUUGCGAGUUCUGGCUUGUCUUUUGAGUUUGCUGAUGGGUGGCAGUCUCAGUUUUCUGCUGGAAUCAGGACUAUUGCUGUUGUUGCUGUAGUCCCUCUUGGUGUUGUUCAGCUUGGCUCUCUAAAUAAAGUGAUUGAAGAUAUGGGGUUUGUAACUCAUAUCAGAAAUCUUUUUUUGUCUACUCAAAAUUACUCAAUCCAAUGUCCUAGUCAAAUACAGGGUAGUUUGAAGAGUUCAUCUCAGCUGGACAAAUCGAAGGAAAAUUUUUCUUCAGAUAUUAUGCGUACUUGCUUUUACGAUACACAGAAAUCUAUGAAAAGUGAAACAGCAGAUGUUUUAAUGCCCCUUCAAUGUUCUGGGACUGGGAGGAACUGUACACCUCCUUCUGCUUGUGAGAAAAUGUCUGAUAAUGUGGCCAAGCAAGAGGGGCCUGAAUUGUACAAUGAUGAAAGUUCCAUUUUGCUUCAGUCGAUAUCCAAUAUGAUGAAUGUGGACUGUCAGGAAUUUGAAGAGAUGAAACCUCUAUAUGGGACAAAGUAUGAAGGAGGAAGUAGUGGCUGCAAAGAUAUGAGAUUGGAAUCAGAAAAAAAUGUCUCAUCAUUUUUAAAUGAUUUUGUUACAGAUAAUGCUAGCUUCAAUGAUGUAAUAUGUCCAUCAGAAAAAGUCAGAGUUGAUUCUGCAUGCUUUCCUUCAGUUUUUCUUGAUACAGUUGUUUGUGAAAGUGAUAAAUUGCAUUAUGCAGAUAUUAACCAAAAAGGGGCAGUGAAUUUUGCCCAACCUUCAGAAGCAAACUCCCAGCAACAUAUUGAAAAGUCAAAGUUUCAUACUGAGCCUUGUUACAAGGAUAUCCCAGACUUCCAAACUGAACCUUGUUACAAGGAUGCCUCACACAUAUUGAAGUUCCCUGCUGGCUGUGAGCUACAUGAAGCACUUGGACCAGCUUUUUUGAAAGGGGGUAAAUGUUUAGAUUGGCCAGCACAGAUUAAUCAAGAAAUGAAAUCUGUUGAAAUGUCAGAUGAGAUUAGCACUAGUCAAUUGACUUCUGAAUCUUGUCCAGAACAUCUUUUAGAAGCAAUGCUGGCCAACUUUAGCCAUAGUAAUAAUGAUGUUAAUAGUGAAUUAUCAUUUUGUAAAUCAAAGCAAUCUGCAAUUGUCUCUGCAAAAAAUCAUGAGGCUUCUAUUCACAAUGUGCAUACUAUUAAUUCAGAAGGCUAUUCGAUAGAUCAGCUCUCUCUUGUCAGAGAGGACAAACACCAUUCUUUGAGUUCAUCAUCAGGGAUAUGUGGUGUGAUGUCCUCAAAAGGUAUUUCAUCUACAUUUCAUAGUUCAAAUAGUGGACAGCUUGAAAGGUCGUCUGAACCAUCUAAGAACAGCAAAAAAAGGGCCAGGCCAGGGGAAAGUUGUAGGCCUCGGCCAAGGGACAGGCAACUGAUCCAAGAUCGUAUCAAAGAGUUGAGAGAGCUGGUGCCAAAUGGAGCAAAGUGCAGUAUUGAUUCACUCCUGGAGCGCACAAUAAAGCACAUGCUCUUUCUCCAAAGCAUAACUAAACAUGCUGACAAGUUAACUGACUUUUCUGAUACGAAGUCAAAGUUGCAUCAUAAGGAAGCAGACAUUCUUGGAUCAUCUAGUUAUGAGCAGGGCUCAAGCUGGGCCAUGGAGGUAGGGGGUCAUCUGAAAGUUCAUUCAAUAUUAGUGGAGAAUCUUAGCAAGAAUGGACAGAUGCUUGUUGAGAUGCUAUGUGAGGAGUGCAACCAUUUUCUUGAAAUAGCAGAAGCCAUAAGAAGUUUGGGCCUUACCAUUUUGAAGGGUGCAACAAAAGCUCAUGGUGAAAAGAUGUGGAUAUGCUUUGUUGUCGAGGGUCAAAACAAGAGAAAUGUACACAGAUUGGAUAUCCUGUGGCCGCUUGUUCAAAUACUGCAAUCCAAGAGCACCGUGUAUUCACAUUAACUUGUUGGUUCUUGGAAACUAUGGCCACUCAUUGGCAAGUGUAACUCAUUCUUGAUCUUUGAAAUGAUGCUCACCUUUAUAGUGUGUUAAGACAUAGGUUGUGGUCGUGUUUGUGUGUUUUCUUAAAUGAUUGAAAUGUGUGAUUGUCGUUGUUUAUGUUUGACACUGAAAAUAGCACAAUACGUUGAACAUAUACUAGUGUUACUCUCUUCACAUCUCAGACUUCUUGUUUAUUUACCAGUAAGGCCGAAGUUAUAUUAUUAAUGAUCAGAAUUUAAAUACAAUACAUAGGUAAACCUAUUUUGACAUCCCUCAAUUCUCUGUAAGUAUCCAUGAGUUAUACCCAUUUGAUGCCACAGUAAUGCCACCAAUUAAGCGUUGUUUCUUUCA
Glycine soja is the source of this 3587-nucleotide messenger RNA. RefSeq names its product transcription factor EMB1444-like. The transcript has 11 exons. NCBI's taxonomy places the organism in Eukaryota, Viridiplantae, Streptophyta, Magnoliopsida, Fabales, Fabaceae. The record is from RefSeq and is a predicted model, not a curated record. The coding region runs from base 927 to 3197 and encodes 756 amino acids. Gene Ontology annotation, biological process: regulation of DNA-templated transcription. Gene Ontology annotation, molecular function: DNA-binding transcription factor activity; protein dimerization activity.